AUGUCAUUUUAUUUCAAUCAACGUUAUCGAAGUUUCUCAUUAUUGAAAUUCGUUCUCUUAGUCAUUUCUCUGCUACUUCUGCUUGUUUAUUUAUUUAUUUCCAAUUCUUCCGACCCGAUAUGCGAUCCCGAACAACAUCUAUGGUGGUUUUGUUCAUGGCCAGACCCUAAAACCACAGUUUGUCCAUGGAAUGAUCAUUUUUCUACCUUAUCAAAUACGAUUGGGACGCCUCAGGCUUAUCACAAAGUUCUUCGGUCUCUUCCAAAACGUCGUUCGUCUUUCCUCUUCAACAACUUAACUCUAACUCAGUGUAACGAAUCUUCUCUCGAUUUACUCAUUUUUAUCAUUUCCAAAUGUUCUCACGGUUCCAUUCGACAAUCGAUUCGACGAACCUGGGCUAAUCAACGCUUACUACAACAGUUCUUUCCUGAUCUUCACAUCAAACUAUUGUUUCUACUCGACAAUGACCCGCAUUCAACACCAAAACUCGUUCUUGAACAUCAGUUUUAUCAAGAUCUCGUUCAAGUCACCAAUCUUCCUGAACAGUAUGACUAUGUUACACAGCGCGAAUCAGCUCUCUACGAGUUCGUUGUCAAUCGUUGUCAACAAACAAGAUUUGUGUUCAAAACUGACGAUGACAUCUUCAUCAACACGAUUCUCCUAUUGUCAAAAGUUCAAUCGUUGACGAACAAUGCCAAAAUGAAAGAUAAAACGACAAACAAGUACCUAAUGUUUGGAUUUCCGAUCGAACAUGGCUUAGUUGUUCGUCAUAGUGCCGAUCAAGUUGGACAACGAUAUGUGAUCACAAAAGAUGAAUAUUCAUGUCCAAGAUAUCCCACAUUUCUGUCCGGUUUCGGUUAUUUGAUGACUGUGGAAACGUGUUCACUAUUGUUCGAUGCUUAUAUUCCACGAAUGAAGAUCAUUGAAAACGUGAACUAUCGAUAUGAAAGUCAAUGUAAUGAAGAGUUCUUUCGUGAGAAAGAGAACAGUGCAUUGGCAUGUGCAGCAUCGAAUGAUCAUUUUGAUGUAAAACAGUCGAAGGGUGGUGAUCGAAGCUUGAUGAACGACUAUAAUCGUUACUGGACAAUGUUAACGGAUCAAUAUGAUGUGCUAAGAAAUGACAAUAUCAAAUAG
Adineta ricciae is the source of this 1134-nucleotide messenger RNA. Lineage: Eukaryota; Metazoa; Rotifera; Eurotatoria; Adinetida; Adinetidae. The record is from the annotation of a GenBank genome assembly.